Molecule: messenger RNA, 1789 nt
Organism: Paramecium pentaurelia
Lineage: Eukaryota; Ciliophora; Oligohymenophorea; Peniculida; Parameciidae
Source: the annotation of a GenBank genome assembly
AUGGAUCAAUUACCAUCAUUUGCAGGAGAUGAUUAAUAAAUAACUUAUCUUUUUGCAUGGGGACGCAACAAAGAUGGAGAAUUGUCAAUUGUAAAAUAGGAUAUCAAUAUUUUGAUUAGGGUAAUCAAAAGAAAUGCAAUGCCCCAAAAGCAGUUCAAGGAUUGAAGAAUCAAACAGUUUAAUUGAUUAGUUCAGGUUCAAAUCAUUCAGGAAUUGUAACAUCUGAUGGUCAACUUUUUAUUUGUGGUUCUGCAUUACACGGUUUGCAAUUCAAAUUUAAAAAAUAAUUUAGGUAAACUUGGUUUUGAAGAUGCAAAUCAACCAUCUUAUCCUAAAUUCCUACUUGUUUAGGCUAUGAAAGGCUUAUUUGUGACUUAAGUGGCAACAGGAGAUUAUCAUACUUUAUGUUUAUUAGACAAUGGAUAAGUAUAUGCUUGGGGUGGCACUCUACAUAAAAAGUUAGGAUCUAAAGCAGGUAAACCAGCAAGAAUAGAAACAUUAAAAAAAACUAUUGUUUAAAUAGGCUGUGGAGAUUUUCAUAGUGCUGCAUUGAGUGCUAAUGGAGAUCUUUUUACUUGGGGAGGAGGAGGAAGAGAUUAUAAUAGAGGUCAAUUGGGUCAUGGACAUUUAAAUGAUGUAGAAACUCCCUAAGUCGUUAAAGAUAAUAUCGUCAAAUUCAGUUGCGGUGGUUAUCAUAUGAUGGCAUUAGAUAAAGAUGGUGAAUUGUGGUCUUGGGGUUCUGGAAUGUAUGGAGAAACUGGCUAAGGAGAAUUCUAAGAUAGCUUAUUACCAAAAAAAGUUAAAAUUAAUUUCAAUCAAAAACAUAUUAUUAUUGAUGAUCUUUAUGUGUAGAAUAAAUAAGGUAUUAUAAAUUUUGAAUAUAGAAUCAACUAUAAAGGAAAUUAGUCUAGGAGGACAUCAUAGUUUAUUAUUAUCAAAUAAAGGUAUUGUUUAUGCUUGUGGAUAUGCAUAACAUGGAUAAUUAGGUAUUAAAGCUACUGAAAAUCAGAACAAAUUUUAAUUAGUAAUAGGAUUAUCUGGAAAAACUAUUGUCUAAAUUGCUGCUGGUUGGAAUCACUCAAUUGUAUUGACAAGUCAUUCUGAUGUCUACACUUGUGGACAUAAUUAAGCAGGACAACUUGGAAUUGGUGAUUAUGAAAGUAGAACUUAAUAUACAAGAAUCAAUUUCUUGGAAUAAAGAAGAAUUAAAUAAUUAUUUGCAGGAGGAAAUCAUUCUUGGGCAUUAAUUGAUUAUAAUCAACCCAGAAUUGAUGAUUAUUCUCCUCCUUCUCCUCUAAACGAAGAAGCUAAAAUAGAGAACUUUACUUAACCUCUUGAUCAAGGCUUAUAGGAUUUAGAAAUAGUUAUUACUGAAGUUAAAAUGCAUCAUAGAUUUGUCAAAAUUUAAGUGCCAGCAUAAUUUUAAACUACUAUUUAGGCUAAGAUUAAUGAUUACUUAAAUUUUAUGCAAAAAGAUCCAAAUACAAAAUUAAGUAAAUUUUAGAAUGAUGCUCUUGCUUUAGGAGUAAAAGAAGAAAAUAAUAAGUAUAUAUAUGUUUAUAGAUUUAGAUUAUCAUUUACUAUUAUGAUGGUUAUGGAUCUAUCAUCAUAGAAAAUGCCAUUAGAGGAUAUGGAUGAAGGCAAAGUGAAUCAAAUUGGAAAACAAUUUAUUGUGAAAAGAAGUACUUUCAAUAAAAAUCCUAUAUAUGAUUGGAUUAUAUAGGCUGAAAAGAUAAUGAACAUUCCAGGAAUUUCAAUUAAAUUCUUGGAACUCAGACCAUUAUAAUGA